CAUCAUCUUGCUGCCUGUUCCAACCUGAUCUGUGAGGCCUGAGAGAAAAAAAGGCGGAGCAAGCACUCUUCAUUGUCGUGUGCAACAGCUGCCGUAGGAUCUGUGAUGGUGCUUACUGCUUUGCGCAGCCGUGGGCUGCAAGCUUGUUCCCACGUGGCGAUGCGAGCCGCGAUUGCACCCCAGACACAACAACUCGCCCCCGCCGAAGGAGUAGCAGGUGCGCGCCGCCUGCUUAGCAGCCCGGCCCCCACCGGCGCGCCAUCUCCAACAGCGGCGGCGAAAGGGCAGAGCCAGCUGCACAGGGGCAAAAAGGCGGAAGGGGAAGAGAGGAGGUUGUGGCCCUACCUCAAGGCCGCCAGGCAGCAGUUCUUCAACGUAAUCCUGGCCACCCUUUCCAUCGUGAUGGCGGUCAAGAUGGUGGAGGGGAAGGGGGCGAGAGUGGCGUUGGAGGAGGAGAUGGUCGAGCUGCAGCGGCAACAGGGCGUGCUCUUGAGAUCUUUGUCGGACGAGGCGUGGGCAGAGGAUGUGGCGAAGCGGAUCGGCGCCGCCGGCGGCAAGGAGGCGGUGAUGGUCGAAAUCGAAAAAGUUGUGGCGGCGAGUCUCCUUGACAAGGAGACUGCCGAGCUGGAGGCCAUGCGCGCGGCCGCGCUAAAGACAAGCCUGGAGCAACAGAAGCACGGAGCCCCCUACCCGGGGGGGGUGGGGGCGUUCGACGACGAACAACCCCGCGAGGCUUCCGCCUCGCCAGUGGCACGAAAACCUGCACCCUCGAAGGGGAUGAUGUAAUGUUUGAGCUUUAUCGGGCAUACACAUCUAAGAGUGAUCCUGUUCGUUGCCAUGCGACGAGUGAGUGUUGACGGUGGAGAAACGUUGCUUUCCUUUUUUUGGUGGUUGCAACACGUGUCAAGGUUACAACUCUUUUGUUUUCUCUGUAUUCGGUGGCGCCAUGGAUGUAGACCACCAUCGGCUUAAGGGCCGGGGGAGCGGAGGCAAGGGUUGGGGAAACACGCGAGCAGCUUCUCGGCGCAGAGCCACAGGGGGAAGUUGGAAGAGAGCCAGAAGGGAUGUUUGACCUGCCACAGCAUGACCUGUUCUUACAUCCGUUGUUCGAGGCGCGCUAUUGCGGUAGCCGCCACGUUCUCUUCUGGCACCCCCUAAACAGCCAAAUAGCUGAUAAAAACUGAAAGUAUGAAGCAGUUUGGCGUUUUUUUCACUUGGUUUUUCUUCUUUCUCGGGUCGUCCCGC
Molecule: messenger RNA, 1245 nt
Organism: Ectocarpus sp. CCAP 1310/34
Lineage: Eukaryota; Phaeophyceae; Ectocarpales; Ectocarpaceae
Source: the annotation of a GenBank genome assembly